UGAAAGUGGACGGAGCGGAGCUGCAGCUGAUUCGCUGAUGUCAGGGAGCCAGUGCAGCAUUUUCAUGGUGCAGGGUGGAAACGCGCGGUGCCAUCUGCCUCGAUCGGUGCUCUCGGCAAAAACCUCACACAUGCGAGCCCGGCAAGAAAGAUGCUGCCAACUCUCAAGAUCUGGGCACUGUUUUCCGUGUCGCUGUGCUGCCUGUCUCAGCCCGGUCAUCUGAAAAGGGUUUUCCGAUGUCCUUCAACAUGCAGCUGCUCCAAGGAGUCUAUCAUUUGCGUCGGGUCCUCCUAUAUCCCGAGGAUUACCCCCAACGAGAUCAGUUCUUUGAGCAUCGUCAAUGGGACUUUUACAGAGGUCAAAGAGGCGAUGUUUUCUCACAUGCCAUCUCUCCAGCUAUUGCUUCUGAACUCCAAUUCUCUAACAACUAUAAGGGAUGAUGCAUUCUCAGGCCUUCCACAUCUGGAGUACCUGUUCAUUGAGAGUAAUAAGAUAGAGACUGCGUCUAAAUAUGCCUUCAGAGGACUCAGGGACUUGUCUCACUUGUCUUUGGCAAACAACAAAAUUAAGGCCUUGCCCAGGGACCUCUUCAUUGACCUGGAGUCACUAAUAGAGCUGGAUUUGAGAGGCAAUGCCUUUGAGUGCGACUGCAGAGCCAAGUGGCUCAUGACGUGGUUGAAGAGCACCAAUGCCACAGUGUCGGAUGUCGUGUGUGCCGGACCGGAGGACAUGAAGGACAAGCGCCUCAAUGAUAUGACGAGUCUGCACAAUGAGUGCACAUCAACGGAUUUCGUCCUCCAUCAGUCCGUGGCAUCCGAGUCUUUAUCCAUCGACACAUUCAGCUAUAAGAAUGACGUCUAUGUGACUAUUGCUGCUCCCAGCACAGAGAGCUGUAUGGUUUACCAGUGGGACCACAUAGAAAUGAACUUCAGGACUUACGAUAAUAUCACAGGUCAGUCCAUCGUGGGCUGCAAGUCAGUUGUAAUCCUGGAUGAGGUGUUCAUCAUUGUGGCCCAACUCUUUGGAGGUUCCCACAUUUACAAGUUCGACGAUGACCAGAGCAGAUUCAAUAAGUUCCAGGACAUUGAGGUGUCCAAGAUCUCCAAGCCCAAUGACAUCGAGGCGUUCCAGAUCGGCUCCGACUGGUUCUUCGUGAUCGCGGACAGCUCGAAAGCGGGCCUGUCCACCCUCUACAAGUGGAACGAUAACGGCUUUUAUUCGUACCAGUCGCUGCACGAGUGGUACCGCGACACGGAUGCAGAGUUCUUGAACUUGGACGGGAAGGCUCACCUUAUUUUGGCAAGCCGCUCUCAGGUUCCCGUGAUUUACCAGUGGAGCCGGAGCAACCAGAAGUUUGUCCUGCAGGGCGAGAUCCCCAACAUGGAGGACGUCGUUGCUGUGAAACACUUCCGGAUCAAGGAGGAACUCUACCUGGCUCUGACGCGCUACAUCGGCGACUCCAAAAUUGUACGCUGGGGCACCAAGCUGUUCGCAGAGGUUCAGGCUUUGCCCUCGCGAGGCUCCAUGAUUCUGCAGCCCUUCUCUUUCAAGGAGCGUUACUAUCUGGCUCUGGGGAGCGACUACACCUUCUCACAGAUCUACCUGUGGGAUGACGAGAAGAAACUCUUUGACCGCUUCAAGGAGGUGUACAUCCAAGCGCCGCGCUCCUUCACCGUGGUUCCCACCGACCGCAGGGACUUCAUUUUUUCCUCGAGCUUCAAGGGAAACACGCAGAUCUUUGAGCACAUCAUCAUUGACCUGAGCUUGUGAGGGGCCGUGCCUUGUUGUACCUCCUGCAAUCCACUGUCUUCCACUAGAGAGAUACAUUUGUGAAGGGAAAAGAAACGACUAGACUUUGUGAACUGUAAAAAUAUAAAUUGAGCUGGGUGAAGUAGUGUCUUGACUAUUUCUCAAUGGCCUUGUCCUAUUACCUGUUCUCAGACUCUCAGAGGUUUGAACCAGUGCUCGUAUUCUUUUUGAAAUUCAGCCGACAUUUGUGUAGAAGAAGUAGGAAUUUAAAUUGACCUAUUUGGAUGUACAGUUUUUCUGUUUGAUGCCCCUGUACUAAUAGUUUUAUAACCCCAAAUUGAAAGCCCAAGUUUGUUUUACUCUUUAGGGGCAACUGAGGAUGUAACAGGCAUGUCGGCCACUUACCUCAUGUCCUCAUACCUUGUGGUAAUGUACAGUAUGAUGCCUUAUCAGCGCUGGGGUUUUGUGCUCUGAUGGGCCCACAGUGCCUCCCUCUGGCCGUGAUAAAGUAUCACACCCCUCUGCUUUUUCUAUACAGGGAAUGUCUUGAAAGCACAAACCUUUAAUUAUCUUUUCUGACAAAUUAGAGUGUAGUUGUUUAGUGGAAAUGUUAACGUAGGUGCUAUAGAUCAUUCUGCGUACAGUAAAAAAAAAAAAAAAAGUUGUUGUUUUAGGUCUAAUAUUCAGGAUUGAAUAUGGCACCUUCAACACAAACACUCGUGAAUGAAUAAUUCCCUUUUAGAUACAACUUUUAGAUCGAGGUACUAUGAGUGGAAAAGGAGAUGGAAGCUCUUUCUGCUUAUGUAAUGCAAAGGAACUGUGUUUAGGCGAUGUCAGGGAACUAAACUGAUUAAAUUAAAGUUGUUGGGCUCACAACAUAAUUUAACUUUUUACUAAAAAAAAAAUAAAAAAGCUCCUCGCAGCCGAAGUCAGUGGCCUCAUAAACGAAUCCGAUAACAGGACAUGAUGUAUUUUCUUUUCUUUUGAUCGAGAAGCAAAGUUAGUCAAAUGUAAAUAUAUCCACUCCAGUCGAGAGGCUUUUUUUGUUUUUGGUUUAGUCCUUCAUUCUGUUCUUUGAAAAUACUGAAUGUCGACUCGCGAUACAAAAGAUGUACAUAAACAGAAGACUGCGAAUCCACUACCUGUUCCGAACUGAUCUUUGCACUUACUUACAGCUUGCAAGAGCAUGACUUUAAAAAAAAAAGGGUGUUUACCAAAUUCUUUUUAGAGAAACGUAACAGUCUGAAAGUGCUUCUAUUCAUUGAGUGAAUGACAUUGCAAAAAAUAAAAGAAGUAAAAUAAAUAAAUAGAAAAACAAAAAAAAUCCCGGAAUAUGCAAGCUUUACAGUUGUUUUUUAUGAUUUUGUUUUAAGCAUACUGAAUGUUACUCUUAAAAUAUCCUGUAUAGUUGAGUAUUCAAAUAAAUGUGUACAAAUAUGAUUGUAAAA
Molecule: messenger RNA, 3197 nt
Organism: Mugil cephalus (flathead mullet)
Lineage: Eukaryota; Metazoa; Chordata; Actinopteri; Mugiliformes; Mugilidae
Gene: lgi2a
Product: leucine-rich repeat LGI family, member 2a
Exons: 8
Coding region: 151-1770 (539 amino acids)
Biological process (GO): inhibitory synapse assembly
Molecular function (GO): protein binding
Source: RefSeq, a predicted model, not a curated record